Dentiscutata erythropus is the source of this 254-nucleotide messenger RNA. The record is from the annotation of a GenBank genome assembly. Lineage: Eukaryota; Fungi; Glomeromycota; Glomeromycetes; Diversisporales; Gigasporaceae.
AGGUGUGGAAGCAGGUACUUAGCUUACACUUGAAGGUUACAGAUCAACAAGCAUUAAUAAAAGAUCCGGAGACAUUCAUGAAGCUUGGCGUUUUUGUGCACCAAGCCGUUAAAGCUAUUAUAAUUGCAGAAAGCAGUAAACUAGAUACAAAGACUGCAAUUAGGAAAUGCGAUAACAUUACUAUUGACUUAAAAAUUUUAACCAAGCUCGGUAUUGUUAAAUCAUUGCCAGUUAAAGAUCUCUUAAAUUGCUAA